GAGCUAACUUUCACACACUCGAGAACGUUAAAAAACUGGCACUAAGCACACGAAUCGGAGUCUUCUAUGGCCGAAAACUUGGGUGGUGAUAGGGCGUCCUUGAAUUUGCGUGGUUAGACGUUAUCACCUUUGUGGCAAUAAUGCAGUCUGAAGAGUGAAACAGCCCAUAAGCAAUUGAGACUUAGACCUUAUAUCUCAAGGUGAGUGGCGGCUCAUGUUGUGACGUCUAUGGGCUCUGAUAACAAUUUAACAUUAGAAAAUUCGUGGACGAUGCUAUGUAAUAAGAGGACAAGAUAUUUGUCUUUCAGGAUCGACGAUGUGUCUCAUUUUAGCGUGUGCGAUUAUAAUUACUACCAGUGUUCGCGCAUUUUUUUAAUUGGUUCAAUGAAUGAACCAGCUCUUGGCCCAUUUUCAAUAACUAAAAUGCCGCAUCCCACCUGUGGACAUGAGUUGUAAGUCUCUGUUCUAUAAUACAACGAUUGUCCCACUCUUCAAACUAGAACUGCUACUGCUUCACGGCAGAAAAAGAGCAGGGAGACUAACGACCAGCAAUUCAUUUUUCGAUUUUUUUUAUAUUUCCGUCGUAUCAUACAUUCAGCGUGUGACAGAAACAGAUAAAAUUACGCUGAAAUAUAUCAUAUAAAUUAUAUGUACCGAUGACCUUUCGCUGUAAUGCAUUCAGGCUUAAAUUAGAUAACAUAGCAUUGAGGGGAACAUGUUAACGAAACAUACACUCAACAAAAAUUACCUCCUUGUCCGGCAGUCGGGCAAAUUAAAUAAGAUCUUAAUUGAAGCGAUCUCCUCGAGUAGUUAUCAACGCUAGCUACGUGAUAGAGAGGUACUUAAGUAGUUGGAAGAUGUCACGCCCACUAGUCUGCGAAGUUUUCUUGCCGCGCGAACAUGUCUAGAGACGAUACGUCAGUUCACAUGCUAAGGAGUUUCGUUGGCGACAUAUUCCUAUUGGUCGGACUAUUGGUGUGUAAUCUCUCAUUAGAGAAGCUAUGGGUUCAAACGCAUCGGGGUUUCUUCUGUGGCGACGAGAGCUUAAUGCUCCCAUACAGAGACGACACAGUUACGGAAUUAGUGCUGAGAAUAAUUGGAAUAAUCCCGCCUAGUAUAUUAAUUUUAAUCUUCGAGUGGACUCUUCUGCGCAAGGAACGCAGCGCAAGAUGUUUCUCCAUACCCGUCCCGUGGUGGGUGAGAAGUUCCUUUGGCAUUCUUAUGUCGUUCUCGGUCGGGUUUUGCUUCAAUGAAAUAUUUACGAACAUGGGAAAGAAAGUCAUUGGAAGACUUAGACCACAUUUCUUUGAUUUAUGCAAGCCUUCAGUGGACUGCAGUUUGCCAACUGACUUCGGUCGGUACAUCGCUCCGAAUGAGUACACAUGCACAGCCGAAACUCCACUCUUGACUGAUAAUUUAAGAAAAUCAUUCCCCAGCGGACAUUCUUCGAGUAUCGCCUACACUGCGAUUUUUAUAGCUAUAUACUUAGAAAGGCGCUCAGUGUGGAAGAACCACAGGAUCUUUCGCCACACUAUUCAGUUGGCAUUUUUACUGAUGAGUUGGUACGUCGCCUUAUCAAGAAUAACAGACUUUAAGCAUCACUGGAGCGAUGUUCUAUGUGGAUAUGCUCUGGGAAUGUUCAUCGCUCUAUUUAUGGCUGUAAGAGGAACUGAGCUCAUUGAGGCGAAGAAAAACAAUUCAUCACCAGCACACGAAGUUAACCUUAAUCAUCAAGAACUGCCUAUUAGUGCGUGACGGGAAUUAUUGUUAUUUUAAUAGUAUCCAUUAAUAGUUAAUUAAUUUAAUGUUUUACUAUAACCAAAUAUACUCAUAACGUACUUUACUGGUGGUAGGACCUCUUGUGAGUCCGCACGGGUAGGUACCACCACCGCGUAUUUCUGCCGUGAACCAGAAGCUUUUCGAUUUGAAAGGUGGGGCAGCCGUUGUAACUAUACUGAGAUCUCAGAAAUUAUAUCUCAAGGUGGGCGCAUUUACGUUGUACAUGUCUAUGGGCUCCAGUAACCACUUAACACCAGGAGGGCUGUGAGCUCGUCCACCCAACUAAGUAAUAAAAAAAGUACUAUCUGCCACGUAGUGAGAUGUAGGCAUCCCACUAGGUAGUAGGACGACCAGCUAAAGGUCGCGGGAUUACACUGGAUACGGGUUACCUAGGAGAGGUCUUUGUGGGGAACCUUGAGGGAGGCUUAUGUCCAGCAGUGGACGCCUGUAAGCUGAUGAUGAUGAAGUACCUGCGGAUUUGAGAGGUAAGCGAUGGGACAGCCAUUACACAAUUGAGAUUUCGAUUUCAUGUUACUAAUUACAUUUGAAUAGAGGCGGCAAUAGCAUUGUGUUAUUUAUGCACUCCGGGAACCGCUAGACACCAGAUGGAAUGUUGGCUUGUUCUCUUACUAGUACAAUAAAACUAAUAUAAAUAGUUAAUUGUUUAAUUUAAAAUGGUAAUCUAUUCAAUAAACAUGUUACAGUGUGAAAUACAAAAAAUAAAAGUAUAUAGUAAAUUAUACAAAGCAUUAGACAAAUUUCAGUUGUUUCUUUUAAUGACAAUAAAAUAAAAAUCAUCUUAGUUAUUAAGUGACAAUUAAACUAGUUACAAUGUACUAAAAAUGAUUUAAAGUUACCAAAAAAUGUAUUUUAGAUUUAAUGUUUCUUUCUCUCUGCAAUGUUUGGAAUUCAUCAUUCAGGCGAUUCAUAGUUAACAAAACAAAUUUCCAUAGUUACCUUUCUCUUAUCGCAUUUCAGACUUAUUACUUUUUAGCUCUGAGUAAGUACCGGAUACGUUUGUUUACUUGUCUGCUAUUUAUUUACUGGCUGUAUGUAAAUUUAAUGUAAAUAUCUCAGAAAACAAAGUCUUCGUUUCGACUUGUUACAUAGAUUAAGAUGUUAUCUAUAAUAUUAUUAUAUUCAUUAAUUUUAAGAAUGAAUUUAGUCAAUAACAAUUUUAAGAGUAAGAAAACUUUAUAUUGUGAAAUGUUAUAUUAAAAAUCGAGUAUUCUGCAAAAAAA
Messenger RNA from Bombyx mori (domestic silkworm), 3020 nucleotides. Its product is annotated as putative phosphatidate phosphatase. The coding region runs from base 901 to 1755 and encodes 284 amino acids. NCBI's taxonomy places the organism in Eukaryota, Metazoa, Arthropoda, Insecta, Lepidoptera, Bombycidae. Gene Ontology annotation, biological process: phospholipid dephosphorylation; phospholipid metabolic process; signal transduction. The record is from RefSeq and is a predicted model, not a curated record. Gene Ontology annotation, cellular component: plasma membrane. The transcript has 6 exons. Gene Ontology annotation, molecular function: phosphatidate phosphatase activity.